AUGACCUCAACCGAGCCACGAACCCGCGAGAAAUCAGAAGUGAAGCGCCAAGCGGAGCUGCAGGAAUGUGACGUUUGCGGAAAGAGGGUGACUCGGGCCCAUAUGCGGGUCCACUUCCGAAUGCACACGGGAGAGAGACCGCACGAUUGCCGCCUGUGUCCGGCCUCGUUCUCCACGAGCAGCGCGCUCCGCUCCCACAACCGUUCUCACACCCAUCUAAAGCCGUACGAGUGCUCCGUCUGCCGCAAGAAAUUCAGCCGGCGAGAGUACCUGCCCAUUCACAUGCGCUCGCACAGCAGGGAGAAGCCGUAUUCGUGCCGCGUAUGCGAGAAGACUUUUUGCCGGAACGAAACACUGGCCGUUCACAUGCGGCUGCACACUGGUGACAUGCCACACCGGUGCGAAUUGUGCGGCGAGCGAUUCCCCACCAGCCAUCGCCUGACCGAGCACCGGCGAAAGCACACGGGCGAAAAACCGUUCGCCUGCGAGCUCUGCCCGGCCAAGUUCGCGCAACGCGAGUCGCUCAAGUCUCACCUUCGGUCGCACGUGGGUGAAAAGCCUUUCUCGUGCCACAUAUGCGAAAAGGCGUUUCGUCGACGAGGACACCUCUCGAGGCACAUGCGGACCCACUCGGGUGCAGGCGCCGUGCAGUGCGAGGUGUGCCUCAAGACCCUGUGCAGGAUGGACCAGCUUCAGAGUCACAUGCGCUGUCACACGGGUGAAAAACCGCUCGCGUGUCCCUACUGUCCCGCGCAUUUCGCGUACCCGCAGACUCUCAACAACCACAUCGAAACGCAUGGCGAGAAAUCGCAUAGCUGCCGUGUGUGCCAAAAGAAGUUUUCUAGGCGGUUCACCCUUGUAAAACAUUUGAAGACACAUGCGCAGGAGAAGCCUUGA
Dermacentor albipictus is the source of this 897-nucleotide messenger RNA. Lineage: Eukaryota; Metazoa; Arthropoda; Arachnida; Ixodida; Ixodidae. The record is from RefSeq and is a predicted model, not a curated record.